AUGACAGUAGAAGAACAGGAAGUGCAGGUCAGUGAGAACUUCAGAAUAAAGCGCGCAAUAUAUGGUGGGAGAGCGUGCUAUGCUUCCAGCGAUCUAAAGAAAGACAGCUGUGUAUUAGAAGUUUCGGAUUAUAUGGGCUGUGCAAUUUUGUAUGAAUUCCGGAAGGAGGUAUGUCAUUGGUGCCUGAGUUACAAUUAUGGUACAAUGAUGAAGAUCAAGAUUAAUUGGGCGGAUGUAGCAGACAUGUUUUCGGAGUUACAUUCGAAGAUUUCUGCUAAGCAGUACAAGGGUAGCGGGCUGUGGUUCUGCACAGAGGAGUGUAAAAGAUCGUUUCUACAUCAAAAGAACAUAGCAGAGCUCUUGUUGUUGUAUGAAACGGUGCUUGUUCAUUUCCAAUCUAUGCAGCGUCAUCAUAACUGCGUCGCAGAAGAUACCCAUGUGGAAGAAAAAUAUGCUCAAAUCGAGGCCUCCAAGAUGCAGAAUGUAAUUGAGAAACGCUGGGAAGAGAUCGAGCUCAAUUGGAUACCGAAGGCUGCCAAAAUGAAGCAAACUAAACUUAUCAAUGAGCUUCCUAAGAUAGACGAAGAUAGUUAUUCGUCAAUAAGAUUUGUCCUGGAAUGCAUCUUUAAUCUUAAACAACAAGAAAAAGAUAGCAUCAAGCUAAAUGCUUGGAAAUCUCUACAAUCCAAUGAGGUUGAGAAAAUCACAACUUUCCCUGUUUUACUCGAUCAUCAAAUGGUAGUGUUCAAGUGGGUUUAUAUUCUAGCACCAAACUUUAGGAAUAUCUUAACACCAGCAUUUUUCCGUCAUAUCUUGGGAUCUGAGUAUGGGAACUCAUUCGGAAUAUGGGAAAUUGCUGAAGAAUCCGAUAGUAGAGAAUAUUUGGGCUACAUGGUACUUCCGGAAGCCUCUUAUUUUAACCAUUCCUGUGAUCCAAAUGUUCAGAAGAAACGAGUAGGAAGAACAUUCAAAUAUUCCUUGAAAAGGGAUGUGGAACAGGAUGAAGAAUUAUGCAUAGAUUACAGAGAAAUACUCAAUCUGGAUGUCGCUGACAGAAGAAAGAUCCUCAAAAGCAAUUGGUUUUUCGAAUGUCGGUGCAGUAGGUGUGUAUCAGAGCUGUAG
Molecule: messenger RNA, 1122 nt
Organism: Kluyveromyces marxianus DMKU3-1042
Lineage: Eukaryota; Fungi; Ascomycota; Saccharomycetes; Saccharomycetales; Saccharomycetaceae
Gene: SET6
Product: Set6p
Exons: 1
Coding region: 1-1122 (373 amino acids)
Cellular component (GO): nucleus
Molecular function (GO): protein binding
Source: RefSeq, a predicted model, not a curated record